UUUCUCAGACGUGUUCGAGAAUUCGUGGUGUAUAGUACCUUUGUUUCGUUCUGCUUUGUAAAAGUUUUAAUACCACCAUCAUGCGUGAAAUUGUACAUCUGCAAGCUGGCCAGUGCGGCAACCAGAUCGGUGCUAAGUUCUGGGAGGUGAUUUCUGAUGAACACGGAAUCGACCCGACCGGUACCUACCAUGGCGACUCUGAUCUCCAGCUGGAGCGUAUCAACGUCUACUUCAAUGAGGCCACCGGCGGCAAGUACGUUCCACGAGCCGUGCUCGUCGAUCUCGAGCCAGGCACCAUGGACUCGGUCCGAUCAGGUCCCUUUGGUCAGAUCUUUAGACCAGACAACUUCGUCUUUGGUCAGAGCGGGGCAGGGAACAACUGGGCAAAGGGACAUUACACAGAGGGCGCUGAACUGGUGGACUCCGUCCUAGAUGUCGCUCGCAAAGAGGCCGAGAGCUGUGAUUGCCUUCAGGGAUUUCAACUAACCCAUUCUCUUGGUGGAGGCACCGGUUCCGGCAUGGGAACCCUUCUGAUCAGCAAGAUCCGUGAGGAAUACCCUGACCGCAUCAUGAACACAUUCAGUGUGGUACCAUCUCCUAAGGUGUCAGAUACAGUUGUUGAACCCUACAACGCUACCCUGUCCGUCCAUCAGCUGGUUGAAAACACAGAUCAAACCUACUGCAUUGACAAUGAAGCUUUGUACGAUAUCUGCUUCCGCACAUUGAAGCUGACAACUCCUACCUAUGGUGACCUGAACCAUUUGGUGUCUGCAACCAUGAGCGGUGUCACAACCUGCCUCAGGUUUCCUGGACAGUUGAACGCAGAUCUGCGCAAACUGUCCGUCAAUAUGGUUCCCUUUCCCCGUCUCCAUUUCUUUAUGCCUGGCUUUGCCCCUCUAACCAGCCGUGGUAGCCAGCAGUAUCGCGCCCUCACUGUUCCUGAACUCACCUCACAAAUUUUCGAUGCCAAGAACAUGAUGGCUGCUUGUGAUCCUCGUCACGGUCGCUACCUGACUGUCGCUGCAAUCUUCCGCGGUCGUAUGUCCAUGAAGGAGGUUGACGAACAGAUGCUAAACAUCCAGAAUAAGAACAGCAGCUACUUCGUGGAAUGGAUCCCGAACAACGUCAAGACCGCUGUCUGUGACAUCCCACCACGAGGUCUCAAGAUGUCCGCCACCUUCAUUGGCAACAGCACUGCCAUUCAGGAGCUCUUCAAGCGCACCUCUGAGCAGUUCACCGCUAUGUUCAGACGCAAGGCCUACCUCCAUUGGUACACUGGUGAGGGUAUGGACGAGAUGGAGUUCACUGAGGCUGAGAGCAACAUGAACGACUUGGUGUCCGAGUACCAGCAGUACCAGGAUGCCACCGCCGAAGAGGAGGGCGAGUUUGAUGAAGAAGAAGAGGAAGAGGAAGAGGCAUAAUAAAUUGCCCUCGAUGUGUUUUUAGACUUUUAUCUUUUUGAAUUUAUUUUUCCAAAUCAUAGCAACAAAUAAUUCUGAAGGGAAGGGUGGGGCGGAGGGGGAGGGGGGGGGGGGAGUUGGCGUGACAGGGAAUAUUGUGUUUUCGGGGUGGUUAUCUAGAAUGUGAAAUAACGGUCAUUGUUGCAAUUUGACCGAUGACCUUUUUAAUAUCUAUAUUACGUGGUGUAUUUUGUACUACCAAUGAAUAUCGAUGGUAAAACAUUGAAUUUGACCAACUGUCAACAAAAUAGAGUCACGUCUUCAUUGAAAUACAUGUAUAAACAGUUUUGAACCCCAAUAAAUAACCAAUGAUGUUUACUGAAUAAACGUA
Strongylocentrotus purpuratus (purple sea urchin) is the source of this 1791-nucleotide messenger RNA. Its product is annotated as tubulin beta chain-like. The transcript is spliced from 3 exons. The coding region runs from base 81 to 1421 and encodes 446 amino acids. Lineage: Eukaryota; Metazoa; Echinodermata; Echinoidea; Camarodonta; Strongylocentrotidae. Gene Ontology annotation, biological process: mitotic cell cycle; microtubule cytoskeleton organization. Gene Ontology annotation, molecular function: GTPase activity; GTP binding; structural constituent of cytoskeleton. The record is from RefSeq and is a predicted model, not a curated record. Gene Ontology annotation, cellular component: cytoplasm; microtubule.